Sebastes umbrosus (honeycomb rockfish) is the source of this 1916-nucleotide messenger RNA. Its product is annotated as nodal homolog. Gene Ontology annotation, biological process: SMAD protein signal transduction; BMP signaling pathway. Gene Ontology annotation, cellular component: extracellular region. Bases 211 to 1386 code for a protein of 391 amino acids. The transcript is spliced from 3 exons. The record is from RefSeq and is a predicted model, not a curated record. Gene Ontology annotation, molecular function: growth factor activity; cytokine activity; type I activin receptor binding. Lineage: Eukaryota; Metazoa; Chordata; Actinopteri; Perciformes; Sebastidae.
UGACCAUUUGGUUUCGAUACACAACGACCAUGUUACAUUUAGGUCUUGGAUCACACACACACCCUCUGCAACCAUCUGCAGAGUGACAGAUCUCUUCAGAAGACGUCAGGAGAAGAAGGGGUGUGUGAUUAUAAAAUCCCAGUCUCAGCAUCUGACCUGGAGCAUUUGGAUUCUACCUGUGGAAGAAACAACAUCGCAUCUUUUGGAAUUAUGAAGGGACUAGCUGUGGAUUUCUCUUUUGCGCUUCUUGUUCUGUUGGGUUUGGUUGUGCGCUUCGACGCACAGCCACCACCUGACGCGCUGCUCCGCGGGAUGAGAGUCGUGCAGAGGCAGCAGGCCAGCAGGCUGCCCCUUUACAUGAUGCAGCUCUACCGGACCAUGCUGACCGUGGACCGGGCUAGGACUCCGGCUGCCAGCGUGAGACACACCAGGACGGAGGACAACCCAAGUCUGCAUGCCUUGGACUCUGUGAUCAGCCUUGUUGCUAAGAGCUGCCAGCACGUUGGCAAAAGGUGGUCGGUCACCUUCGACAUGUCCUCCAUGUCUGCAAGCGACAACGUCCAACUGGCUGAACUCCGCGUCCGCCUGCCUGUCUUCGCAGAGUCUUCCCGAGCCUCAGUGGACAUCUACCACCACUCCAACGGGGACGGGUGCUCCGGCAUGCACUGCCCAGAGAACAGGCAGUUCUUGGGCCGCCUGAGCGCUCGUCCCAGUUCGAUGGUCUCCCCGUCCUCCUGGAAGGUGUUCAACAUGACGGAGAUGCUCAGUCGCUGGCUGCUGGGGGAGCACUCGACACAGAGGAUGGAGGAGGCUGAGGCUGAGGCGAAGGAGCAGGAGGGGGUCCAACACCCUACAGCAGACCGGGUCAUGAUGGUGGUCUUCUCGGGGCAGAACUCAAACAGCCGACGGAUGCCAACGCUCAUUCGCACGGCAAAGCACUCCAAGUACGUGGCGGUGGACUCUGGUUCCAGGCCGAGGAGCCGCAGGUCCAAGAGGCAUCAACACACCUGGCAGCAGAGAGUGGCUGGAGCUGCUCCUGCCAGCAAGCCCACGGCGGAGGAGGAGAAGAAGGGUCCUGUCUGCAGGAAGGUGGACAUGAUGGUGGACUUUUUGAAGCUUGGCUGGAGCGAGUGGAUCGUCUAUCCCAAACAGUACAACGCCUAUCGCUGUGAAGGGAGCUGUCCUACACCAGUAGAUGAGACCUUCACCCCAACCAACCAUGCAUACAUGCAGAGCCUUCUGAGACUUCGCCACCCAGACAAGGUGCCAUGUGUGUCCUGUGUGCCAACACGCCUCGCACCACUUUCCAUGUUGUACUUUGAGAACGGGAGGAUGGUCAUGAGACAUCACGAGAACAUGGUGGUGGAGGAGUGCGGCUGCCACUGAGCAAAAAGACACCGAAAACCUUUUGGUUAAAGUUUCAGAUAGACUGGAGCCACUGAGGCCCAGAAGUGUCUUCAGCCACAGGACUGAGCUGCUCAGAGGCACAAAGUGGACGCAUGUCCACUGGCACUUUACAGAGACGUCCAGUUUGACGCUGGGACAGAGGCUGCUGCUACGAUGCAAGGCAUGAAAGAAGUGAACUAUGCUGGACACAGCUUUCUAGAUUAUGGAUUUUAAAAAUCAAGAGUUCCAAAUUGUUGGUACUUUUUGUAGAAGAUUAGGUGAUCUAAAUUGUGCUUUUGGAUUGCAAGUGGAUGAGCUACAAUUCAGGUUUAUAAGGACUGAUUAUGGUGAUAGAUUAAUCCAGUCAAGAUGAAGGAGAACAAGACAAAAGCACAAUAUGGUCACUGAUUAAAGCACUAUAGAAGAUUCACAAAAACAGUCAUACGAACUGUUCUUUUUAUGAUUGAAGACUGACUUUUUUAAUGCCAUUGAAAAGAUAAAUGCAAAUGUCAUGGUGUAUAAGCGCUUUU